UAUUUAAUGCAAAACAUCUAUACCACCCACCCAUGCACCCACCCACCUAUCUAAACCAUAUUUUUUCCCUUUAAUCUAAUGGAGCUUCUCUUAGUAUUCUCCCAAUGUCCACCAUUCCCUCCGCCGCCUACGGCGGUCCACCACCACCUCUAACCACCACCAAUACGCUCAUCGAGAGCCUCAACAAAAUAGGCCUCGGCUACGCAAUUGCAAUUGCCCUUGCCUUCCUCUUCCUCCUAUCAACUCUCAUCCUUUCAUCUUACCUAUGCUGCCGCUCCGCUGCCUAUCGCCGCCGUCAAGCCCAAUCCCAGUCUCGAAACCCGAACACCGGAAUUUACAUUCCGAGUGUAAUUUUCGUUGCUGAGGAAGACGAAAACGACGACGUUUCAUCUCAGAACACUUUCGCGGGCCUCAAUCAAGCAGUAAUCAACUCUUACCCUAAAUUAAUUUACUCAAGCAGAAACGGAAAUUGGGGAAACGGAAACGGAAGCAGAAACGACGUCGUGUGUGCGAUUUGUUUGUGCGAUUACAAGGAAGCGGAGAUGUUACGGAUGUUACCUGAGUGUAAGCAUUAUUUUCAUGUGAUGUGCGUAGAUGCGUGGCUGAAAUUGAAUGCUUCAUGUCCAGUCUGCCGGAACUCGCCGUUGCCGACGCCGAUGUCCACGCCGUUGUCGGAGGUGGUCCCACUUUCACAAUAUUCCGAUGGUCGGAGAAGACAUUGAUGACUGAAAAUAGAUGAGGAAGCGCUUGGAAUUUUCUUUUGUGUAAUUUGAAAUUGGAAUUUCUGUUGAGUAUUAGUCAUUCUCUGAUUUUAGAUUUCAAAGAAAGAAUAUAUUUCUAGAUCUAAUAAUAUUUUAUUUUAUCUUGAAAUAAAUUUUUUUAAA
Solanum lycopersicum (tomato) is the source of this 884-nucleotide messenger RNA. RefSeq names its product RING-H2 finger protein ATL67. NCBI's taxonomy places the organism in Eukaryota, Viridiplantae, Streptophyta, Magnoliopsida, Solanales, Solanaceae. Gene Ontology annotation, biological process: protein ubiquitination. Gene Ontology annotation, molecular function: transferase activity. The record is from RefSeq and is a predicted model, not a curated record.